AUGGCUACCGCACCGACACCAAACCAUGGGGCAUCGAUCCCAGAUACCGUCGCUUUGGCGGAUACGGAGUCGCAGUCAGCUUGGCUCGCGAAGCAACAAAUCAACCCCACAGACCGCGUUCAUCUGCAAAGGCUAGGUCAUAUGCGAUAUCAGCACCCGUCUCUGGAUGAGAUCGAGCGUUUCAUGCUGGAUUUUGGAAUGCAGAUUGCGAAGAAAACAGAGGAGGAGAUCUGGUUCAAAGGCUAUGGCCCCGAUCCGUAUGUCUACUAUGCCCGCAAGGGGCCUAAGAAGUUUCUGGGUGGUGCUUUUGUAGCGCAGAGCCAAGAGGAAUUUGAUAAGGCUUCGAAGCUCCCGACUGCUGGUCCCGUCCAAGAUCUAGGCGACGCGCCUGGUGGAGGUUCUAUCGUGACCAUCACUGAUCCAGAGGGUUUCCCUUUUAAUGUUGUCUAUGGGCAAACAACACCCGCGGCCGAGACAAAAUACCCCGAACAUAUUAUCUUGAAUUACACAGACGAGAAAUCUCGUCAGCGAAAGUUCAACCGAUUCGAAACUGGGCCUGCUGCUGUUCAUAAGCUGGGCCACUUCGGACUCUGUACACAGCAGUUUGACACAUUGCUGAGUUUCUACACUUCAACCUUCAACAUCGUCCCGACAGACCUUCUGUAUGUUGAGAAGGACAACAAAAGACAGAUCGUCACCAUGUUCGCCCACAUUGAUCUCGGAGAAGCUAUGUCAGAUCACCAUUCAUUCUUCCUGAGCGCGAAUCCUCAAGCAGCCCAUGUCCAUCACUGCUCCUUUGAGGUCCACGAUUAUGACACGCAACACCUGGGCCAUCAAUGGCUUGCUCAGAAGGGCUAUAAGUCAGUCUGGGGAAUUGGUCGCCACGUUCUGGGAUCGCAGAUUUUCGACUACUGGUGGGACACCACUGGAAAUAUGGUUGAGCACUACGCCGAUGGAGACCUGGUCAACAAACAUACGCCAGUGGGAUAUGUACAGGCUGGGUCGGAGUCAUUGGCUGUUUGGGGCCCUGACGUUCCUGCUGCAUUUUUGGCAUUGGAGGAUCGCAACAACGAACCCAUCAUGUCCGUGUUCAAGAGAUUGGUUCGCUUUAACUACCGCACACGGGUCCAUUAUGGUGAUCUUAUGAACGUGGUCGGAAAUAAAUACACAGUUAGGAGAUUGGAGGGGAAUCUUUCUACCAGUUUCAAGAAGACAGAAGAUAUUCUAACGGUUGGCUCGCUCGAAUGCCCAAUCGAAAGCACGCCCAUCGUGCAAUGCAUCGGGGUAAAUUACAGACAGCACGCAACGGAAGCAAACUUACCCAUUCCCAAAUAUCCAGUCGUCUUCACCAAGCCAGCAGAUUCGCUCGCCGGGCCGUUUGAGACGAUCGAAAUCCACCCCGACGCGCGCGAUCAACUUGACUUCGAGGGUGAAUUGGCCGUUGUCAUUGGGAAAGAUGCGAAGAAUGUUGAGGAAUCUGAAGCCCUAGACUACGUCCUGGGAUAUACAGCUGGGAAUGACCUUUCUGCACGAAACUUCCAGUUGCCAGAGGCCAGCGGUGGCCAAUUUUGCUUUGCCAAAUCGAUGGACAAAUUCGCACCAAUUGGCCAUACCAUCGUCGCAGCGCACGAGAUUGUCGACCCCCAAGCGCUGAAAUUGAUUACCAGGGUCAAUGGCGUGGUGAAGCAGGAGACCAGUACUGGGGACAUGAUCUGGACCGUUCGGCAGAUCAUCAGUCAUCUGUCUCGUGGGACGACUCUCCGUAGGGGCACCAUCAUCAUGACUGGAACCCCAUCUGGGGUAGGCUUCUUCCGAAAGGAGUUCCUCCAACAUUCUGACGUCGUCGAGGUGGAGAUUGAAGGGUUCGCUGCAACUAAGAACCGUAUUGCACACUACUAA
Molecule: messenger RNA, 1899 nt
Organism: Aspergillus nomiae NRRL 13137
Lineage: Eukaryota; Fungi; Ascomycota; Eurotiomycetes; Eurotiales; Aspergillaceae
Exons: 7
Coding region: 1-1899 (632 amino acids)
Molecular function (GO): catalytic activity
Source: RefSeq, a predicted model, not a curated record